CUACCCUUUCUACCCUUAAGUAAAUAUGCUGCUGUGCAUAACCUUACUUUCGCUGCCUUUUUAAGUUACUAUGUGACAAGUGUUUACAUCAAAAGUGAUAAUUAUACAUAUUUGCUUGUUAUUUUACUUUUCAAGAAACUGGAAUCUAUUGCAUUACAAUUAUAAAGAAUAUUACGAUAAUUAUUUAUUAUUAUAUUGUUAUUAUUAAUGAAGUUAAUAUUUAUAAACAUAAUGAAUAAGUUUUUCAAAGGGCAAAAGUAGAUAUAGAUUUCAUUGUUUGUAGGAUGAGUGUCCGAUAUUUACAAAAUAUUUAUUAACAUCCUCGCUACGAAGAUUGAUAGUCAAGUCGAUUUUGGAAGAACACAAGCGAUAAUUGUCAGCCAUGGAUGUGAGUACAUUAUUCAAAGCCUGUGUGAAGACGGUGAAUCUGCGCAAUAAGGAAUUGAAUAUCCUGAUAAAUAACAGUGUCAAAUGUCAAUCCAGAAGAACUGUCGAAAUUAAAAGUGCUUUCUGUGCGAAGGCACAAGCAGUGGUCACACAGAUCAGCAAGCUGCGCGAGUUCUUGUUGGAGAAUCGCCGGGCAUAUCUAAAUUUCUCCAGCUACUUGUCGACGGCACCGCAUAUGACGGACGUAGAGCGUGAUGAGAUCGACGCGGGUGCGCAGCGUAUCAUGAGUACAUGUUCACAGUUGUUAAAGGAACUAAAGCGAGAAAUUGCCAACACAUCUGAAGAUAUCACACGACAGAAUGUGGAACACCGCGAAAUCAUGCUAUUAUUAAUUGAAGAUUACCUGAAGAACGUUUGUAAAAUUUAUUCCGAGCAGAAAGCGAUGCGUGUGAAGCGUGCAAUGGAGACGCGACGGAUAGCCAAGUUGCAUUCGGAUCCUGUGGAUGAGUCGGAAAAGACAGCAAAGAAGUAUAUCUCAUAUAUGACAGAAAAAUCAUCGAUAGAUGAGCGUCGCGAAAGUAAAAGCGAUUCAAAUGAAUCAAGCCCAAUGAAGAUCCAGGAGAUUAAUGGGGACGUCGGUACACUGGCGUACGAGGAAGAAUUAUCGGCCGAAGAUGUGCAGAUGUUUGAAUCGGAGAAUGAACAGUUGUUUAAUGAGUUAAAUACUGUAACCGAGGAAAUCAAGCAGAUUGAGAGCAAGGUAGUACACAUUGCCGAGCUGCAAGAGAUCUUCACGGAAAAAGUCUUGGAUCAGGACCGGGAUCUUGACCGAUUAAUGACGACGGUGGUAGGCUCUACAGAAAAUGUCAGGGAGGCGAAUGAGCAGAUUCGGCAAGCGAUUCAGCGGAAAGCCGGCAUCCGCGUGUGGAGUCUUUUCUUCCUCCUGGUAAUGUCGUUUUCAAUACUGUUUCUCGAUUGGUACAAUCCAUAAGUGUCGCAAUGACUCUUUUAAGAACGAGAUAAAGCUGAACAUUUUGGUAUAAAGAACAUUUGGUGUAAUCCGCAAAAAUAAUUAAGAAACUUUUACGUAUUAUACUAAGUUGUGAUUGAACGAAGUGAGACUUACUUACUUUGUAAGAGUGAGAAAAGGGGAAUACCGGAAGGGUAAAAAGCAGUGAAUAGAGAAAAAGAAGGGUUGCCAAAAUAUGUUACUGUAUUUUAUCCCCAAACAUCAUUGUACAUAAUAUAGCUACAGCUUACUUGAUAAUAAAAUUUGUAUAGUA
Molecule: messenger RNA, 1670 nt
Organism: Linepithema humile (Argentine ant)
Lineage: Eukaryota; Metazoa; Arthropoda; Insecta; Hymenoptera; Formicidae
Gene: Syx18
Product: syntaxin 18
Biological process (GO): retrograde vesicle-mediated transport, Golgi to endoplasmic reticulum
Cellular component (GO): endoplasmic reticulum; SNARE complex
Source: RefSeq, a predicted model, not a curated record